AUAUCGGUAAAAGCACCACACUGAACUCUAUUAUACAGCCACGCGGGUGUCAGGUACUUAAUUGCAUCUCAACUGCCCUCAACAAGUUCUCGUCGAUGAGCUAUCUGAAAAAUUACGAAGUGGUAAUAUAAAGGUGAACCAGUCAUGGGAAUCCUUGAAAAAAUAUCAGAAAUCGAGAAGGAGAUUGCGCGGACCCAAAAAAACAAAGCUACCGAGUAUCAUCUUGGUCUCCUGAAGGCAAAGUUGGCCAAAUAUCGCUCCCAGUUACUGGAACCAACCAAAAAGUCUGAGAAAGGCGAGGGUUUUGAUGUAUUGAAGUCAGGAGAUGCCAGAGUGGCAUUGAUCGGGUUUCCGUCCGUUGGAAAAUCCACACUCCUGAGUACUCUAACCCACACGGAGUCAGAGGCUGCGUCGUAUGAGUUCACCACACUCACAUGUAUACCAGGUGUGAUCGAAUACAAAGGGGCAAACAUACAACUUUUGGAUUUGCCUGGUAUCAUUGAGGGUGCAGCACAGGGAAAAGGAAGAGGACGGCAGGUCAUAGCCGUAGCAAGGACUGCAGAUCUUGUUCUGAUGAUGCUGGAUGCAACCAAGCAGGAUGUACAACGACAAUUAUUGGAGAAAGAACUGGAGUCUGUUGGCAUUCGACUGAACAAACAAAAGCCGAACAUUUAUUUCAAAAUAAAGAAAGGUGGCGGUCUCUCCUUCAACUCAACAUGUCCUUUAACAUUCGUUGACGAAAAACUAGUUCAAAUGAUUCUACACGAAUAUAAGAUAUUCAAUGCUGAGGUAUUGUUCAGGGAGGACUGCACUGCAGAUGAGCUGAUAGAUGUGAUUAAUGCCAACAGAGUCUACCUACCUUGCCUUUACGUAUAUAACAAAAUAGAUCAAAUAUCCAUAGAAGAAGUUGACAGAAUUGCACGACAGGCUAACAGCGUGGUGGUCAGCUGCAACAUGAAAUUAAAUUUGGACUACUUACUGGAAACUCUCUGGGAGUAUUUAUCUCUGAUCAGAGUCUACACCAAAAAACCUGGCCAACCGCCUGACUUUGACGAUGGCUUAAUUCUUCGUAAGGGAGUUACCGUUGAACAUGUCUGCCAUAGCAUUCACCGUACUCUGGCGGAACAAUUCAAAUAUGCUCUAGUUUGGGGGACAAGUACUAAAUACUCACCUCAAAGAGUGGGAUUGCAACACAUUAUGCAUGACGAAGAUGUUAUCCAAGUACUCAAAAAGUAAACGCCAAUAUCUAUUUGUAUUAGUAAACUGAUAUUAAGUAACACCCAAUUGUAUAGCAUACUGUACAUUUUUGUAUAUUCUCACGGUCAAGAGUUUGAUAAUGGAACGAAAUAAUGGCUCACCAGCUGAUAUAAUGCAUUUGUCUAAUUACUGUUUACAUCAAUUAUUACUGAAAAUAAUAAUAAACUGUUUUGUUCUACA
This is a messenger RNA of Athalia rosae (coleseed sawfly), 1437 nucleotides long. RefSeq names its product developmentally-regulated GTP-binding protein 2. Bases 145 to 1236 code for a protein of 363 amino acids. NCBI's taxonomy places the organism in Eukaryota, Metazoa, Arthropoda, Insecta, Hymenoptera, Athaliidae. The transcript is spliced from 5 exons. Gene Ontology annotation, biological process: cytoplasmic translation. The record is from RefSeq and is a predicted model, not a curated record. Gene Ontology annotation, molecular function: GTPase activity; GTP binding. Gene Ontology annotation, cellular component: cytoplasm.